CGUCGGCCGCACCUGACGACCCAAAGUAAGACACCCGGGCCUGGCGCCCGGGAGCCGGCCAUGGACCCGGAACAGGCCGGACAGCGCGCGGACGCCGCGGCGCCCCCGCCGCCUUUUGUGCGCGUCGCCCCCUCGCUCUUCCUCGGGAGCGCGCGCGCCGCGGCCGCGCCGGAGCCGCUGGCGCGCGCGGGCGUCACCCUGUGCGUCAACGUCUCCCGCCAGCAGCCCGGCCCGGGCGCACCCGGCAUCGCCGAGCUGCGCGUGCCCGUGUUCGACGACCCGGCGGAGGACCUGCUGGCGCACCUGGAGCCCACCUGCGCCGCCAUGGAGGCCGCGGUGCGCGCCGGCGGCGCCUGCCUCGUCUACUGCAAGAACGGCCGCAGCCGCUCGGCCACCGUCUGCACCGCCUACCUGAUGCGUCACCGGGGCCUCAGCCUGGAGCGGGCCUUCCGGACAGUGAAGAGCGCCCGCCCAGUGGCCGAGCCCAACCCAGGCUUCUGGUCCCAGCUCCAGAAGUACGAGGAGGCCCUGCGGUCGCGGUCCCUCCUGCUCAAGGAGCCCUCGGGCCCGAGUGAGCCCUAAGCGGUCAGCCCUGGAGGACGACCAACCAACUCCAAAGCAGGACACUGGGGGGUCUCCUGCAUCCUCGGGGUGGGAAGACGUAGUUCAUGCACUGACGGGAGGCUGGGCCAUCCUCUCCUGCCUCACGUCCCACGGAGUUUUCAUUUUCUGUAGCUUCCCAAAGCCCUCUGUCCCCGCUUGAUGGUAGCGUAGGGGUAUGUCCGCAGAGAACUGGGGAAUUGUUCCUCCCCUGGUUCUCAGGUUUACUAGACAGGGCUUGAUCAGGAACAUCAAAACCAUUCAAGAAAACUUAGCCCGAAAAACAUUUACUACAGAGAGGUGGAGGGCGGGGAGCCAAGGUCAGGAGAUGGGGAAACCACAGGAGUCACGAGGACCUGUCACCUUGACCCUGGCUUCCUUCCACAUUCGAGCCUGCCACCAGCUCAGGCCACGGUGGCUUUCCGAAACAGACUCGUAGCUGCUGUGACUCACGGGUGUGGGUUCGAGGCUCUGUGACAGACCGCUCAGCUUGGGCUCCCAGUGUCCACACCCACUUCCUACCUUACUGACCUCCCAGUUUCAGCCAAGGUCAGGCCCAGACCACACUGACCACCCAUGUGUCUGAGCGCGUUAAUUACCCUGGUUCAGAGGCACCUCAUCUGGGCAUGCUACAGCCUGAAGACUAUACUAGAAAAUUAAUCACCCUCAACACUCCUUAAAUAAGAUAAAGAGGAGAGAGUAAAGGAAAAGACAAAGGGGAGAGAGUAAAGGAAAAAAUGGAUAAUACAUGAAUUACAGAUAAUGUAGUCCCUGGUUAACACAUACGAGUGUACACGUAACAAAAUAAUGGAUAAAAUACCGCA
This is a messenger RNA of Bubalus bubalis (water buffalo), 1424 nucleotides long. RefSeq names its product dual specificity phosphatase 28 (gene DUSP28). Bases 61 to 582 code for a protein of 173 amino acids. Lineage: Eukaryota; Metazoa; Chordata; Mammalia; Artiodactyla; Bovidae. Gene Ontology annotation, cellular component: cytoplasm. Gene Ontology annotation, biological process: protein dephosphorylation. Gene Ontology annotation, molecular function: protein tyrosine/serine/threonine phosphatase activity. The transcript has 2 exons. The record is from RefSeq and is a predicted model, not a curated record.